Messenger RNA from Saccharomyces kudriavzevii IFO 1802, 2538 nucleotides. RefSeq names its product Syh1p (gene SYH1). NCBI's taxonomy places the organism in Eukaryota, Fungi, Ascomycota, Saccharomycetes, Saccharomycetales, Saccharomycetaceae. Gene Ontology annotation, molecular function: protein binding. The transcript has a single exon. Bases 1 to 2538 code for a protein of 845 amino acids. The record is from RefSeq and is a predicted model, not a curated record.
AUGAACCCUAUUAAUUCUCUAGCGUUUGAUCUUCAUAGUGUCAAGCUCGCAGACCCAAAUUCAGAUACUACUGUGCUGUCAACUAGCAAUACUCCAACGAUGAACAAUACUGCACCUUUACAAAGGACCGUCUCUCUUGUGGAUUCCAUUGGCAUCCAAAGAGCGUCAUCCCCAUUUGUACCAGCAGACAAUAAUGUAAUUGAUGGGGCUGCUACUGUUUCGAUCAAUGCAUAUGGUCCUGAAAUUACUGGAUCUAACCUACAGAUACCUAUCAAUCAAGAAGGCAGUAAUGCGUUUAAUGCGGCAUCUAAUUUACAUAUGAGCGCCAACAGUCCUUCUAUCAUCAAUAGUCAAUCGAAGGUGUUACCAAAUAUGAGCUCCUGCCUUUUUCAUCCAACGGGGCUUGCCCCCAAUGUUAAUAACCAACCUCCACCUCCUGGUAUAGAGUCACAGUGGAAAUAUAUUGACUCGAAUGGUAAUGUUCAGGGACCUUUUGGUACCAAUAAUAUGUCACAGUGGUAUCAAGGAGGGUAUUUUACUCCAACCUUGCAGAUUUGCAGAUUAGCAACAUCCGUUGAGCCCUUUGGUGUAAAUGAUCGAUUCGUCACCUUAGGUGAAUUAACUACCCUGGUUAACAAUUAUCAGGAUCCGUUUGCCACCUUUGAUUUUAUUGUAAUCACAGCCUUGAAUGAUGCUUUACCUAUCGUAUCAAAUGUAUCAAAAGACCAAAAGGUUGAAACAAGAAAUUUGAAACCCGCAGCUAAUGUGCAUAGUGAUGAUUUUACGUACGAGGAAAUCCUGGGGCUUAAGUAUGAAGAUGGAAGCUACUAUCGGGAAACUCAAGUUUGGGUUCCUGUUAACGGCCGUCAUAUCAUGAAAGUAGAGCACAUACCAGAGAAUUUUAAAAAACCUGCACCUGCAACCGAACUUGCCACUAGACUUGAACAGAAAGCUGUCCAAGGUGAGGAAAACUUUCAAGAUAAGCGAGAAGCACCCCCAGAAGCAUGUAAGACUCUUCCAAACAAAACGAGUGGAGAAGAGCACAUAGUGAACACUUCCACUGAGGAAAAUCAAGAAGUUCGACAUGCGGAGGAAAAAAACAUUCCAUCCGAUCAAAUUCAGCCAAAGGAUGAAGAACCAGACGUUAAAGAUAGGAUGUCAGAUAUCAAGGAGCCAGAAAGCUACGACGCGACCCAAAUCUCUUUUGAAGAACAGAAAAGGUUCGCGAAAUCUGAACUUAUGGCUCAAAAACUACUCGAAGAGCAACGGAGGCAAGAAGAAGAAAAGAAGAGUAGAGAAGAACAGCGUAAGUUGAAAAAGGAAAAGAAGUUAAGGCAGAAACAGAAAAAGGAAGAAGAUAAAUUAAUGAAGAAGAAGAAGGAAGAGGGUAAAUUAGAGAAGGAAAAGCAUAAGGAACUGUUAAAUAGCAUUUUGGAUGGUCAAAUGGUCGCCUCACCGACUGAAAGUCCCGUCACUUUCUCGAGCACCAAUUUAGCUCCCUGGGCUAAUAAACAAAGCGACAAUGUCAUUUAUAAUCAGAUUCCCUCGGCAUUAGAAGAUUUGAAGAAGAAUAACUCCUUUAAGAAAGAAAAAAAACCUAGCCGUACUCAGUUAGACCGCGAAGAAGCACUAAAAUUACAAAAGGAAAUAUUAGGCUCCACGCAAACUCAGCCGACCGCCCGCACUGGUUCGGUUUGGGGCAUAAAACCACAUCAGCCAGUCAAGCUUGACAUUAAAGAAGAAUUGAUGAAGAGCUCAAACAACAGAAACGAUCAACCUGCAAUUAGCAAGCUCAAAAUGGCCAAGAAUGGCGACACCAAAUCGGAUUCUACUUUUAUUGAAGAGCAGAAAAAGUUGUGGGAACAAGUUCAAAAGAAAUCCAAAAAAUCAAAUCGAAUUAACUCGCUAGAUGAUUUUGUUUCAGGAACACCUUCCCCAUCUUCCUCAGCAUCCAACUUUUCAAAGGGUAGUAAUGCCUGGACUACGGUUUCUUCUAAGAAUACCACCAACACAACCGUCGCCCCUGUUUCUCUAAAUCAAUCAAGAUCAUUUGUUAGUCCCGACAGAUUACGUUCUUCCGGAGCAACAACCACUAUGACAAAAACUAAGGCAGGUGGAAAGAGUAAGCAAAUUGGUUCAUCUACUAGUAUCCCUACUCUAAAAGCACGUCAAGUUAAAGCGUCACGAGUUCCCGCCUAUCCUGGCAAUGCUUCAGUCUCUAAGCGUCAGGAAUUCUUAAAAUGGUGUCGGUCUCAAUUAAAAUUAAACUCUAGCGCUCAACCUGAUAAUGUUUUAGAAAUGUUACUAAGCUUGCCCCCAGGUUCAGAGUCCAAGGAAAUUAUUGCCGACACCAUAUAUUCCUAUAGCUCAACCAUGGAUGGUAGAAGAUUUGCCGCUGAUUUCAUCAACAAGCGUUUAAAAUGCGAAGAACAGAUUAGCGAUCCUUUAAGCUGGAGUGAAGUAUUAACUAUGCCUGAAGGCAGCUCUGAAGAUUGGGAAUUUCAAAUUGUCGGUAAGAAGAAGGGAAAACGGUUUUGA